AUGGAGCCUAAGCUCGAUCUUGCUCCGACAGUGCAUCGCCACCGCAUUGCACACUCGAGCGUCGAAUGCUGCGAUUAUAAGCGUUUUGAGGGUAGGCCAUUUGAAUGGGCCCAUCCCAGUGAAUAUGGAGAUACCCUCAACUAUAUACACCGAUUCAUCUCGAAACCAGAGGAUCUCGAUGAAACUGACAAAAUUGCCGCAAACGUUAUUGAAAAACUCAUGAAAAACGAAGUUCCGGAGCAUGUACGACAACAAUACUUUGACAACAAGAAAUGGAUCGAGAACGCAGCAGCUAAUCAUCUUGUUGUCGGAAGUCAAGCGAGAAUACUCUAUUCUGAUCAAGAGGGGCGAAUUGCUAUUGCUCUCGCAUUCAACGAUGCUGUUCGAGACGGAAGAGUUACAGUGAGUUCAAGUUCUUCAAAUCAAAUGAUGUCCAUCAGUUAG
Messenger RNA from Strongylus vulgaris, 444 nucleotides. Lineage: Eukaryota; Metazoa; Nematoda; Chromadorea; Rhabditida; Strongylidae. The record is from the annotation of a GenBank genome assembly.